This is a messenger RNA of Cooperia oncophora, 837 nucleotides long. NCBI's taxonomy places the organism in Eukaryota, Metazoa, Nematoda, Chromadorea, Rhabditida, Trichostrongylidae. The record is from the annotation of a GenBank genome assembly.
UUGGUAUUCAUUCAGAGGAGAAGAUCGAGCGAAUCUGCCAACAUUACCUCACAAUUCGACCGACCGUUUUCACCUGCCACGCUUGCAAGAAAACUUGAUGAGCUACGUGAAGAUAUUCUGUCAGAUGCCGUGGACCAGCUGUCGGCUGUUGAACUGCGUGGUUUCGACAACGAGGUAGAGACGGAGGAGGAAUACAUGAGGAGGCGUGAAGAAGUACGUCGUCAGUUAAGCAAUCCUGAUGGUUUUGAUGCAAACGGAAGAACAGAACUGAACUAUGAUGCUGCUGCUGUAGCAGGCGCAAAACUGUUGAUCGAUGAGACACGAGCAACGAGAAGCAUGUGUAAGAAACUUUUGGAUGACUGUGGAAUCGACGAAGAUGAAAUUCUCUACAAACCACUUUCAUACCAUGAAGGCACUGAAUAUCAGUCUGCAAAGUAUCUUGCCAACUCUAGACAAGCAUCUGUGGUCGAAACUCUAGUGGAUUUCCAGAAGCAGAUAAGAUUGAAAUCAGAAGUUCUCAGUUGCGUAGCACUUCGAAAUAACAAUGAGAUUUCCAAGUCAGAUGGACGACUAACUCGCCGUGCUCGUGAAGAAGAAGAACGGGAGAGGCAGAAGGCAAAUGCAAAAGCGGCGAACAACAAAAAGAUCCGUCUCAUGCGUACCCCAUCGAAAAAUCCCCAACUGAAUCCCUUGGAUGAAAAAAAGAUUAUUGAGAGAUACGCACUGGAAGUGGCAUCGGAGGUACGUGAUAGCAGGAAACGUCGUCGAAUAGCCCCAGUGCCCUUCGAUAUCACCUUACUGGAUGAUAUCGACUAUAAUUUCAGUGGCUUUGUAUGA